Molecule: messenger RNA, 1803 nt
Organism: Pseudozyma flocculosa PF-1
Lineage: Eukaryota; Fungi; Basidiomycota; Ustilaginomycetes; Ustilaginales; Ustilaginaceae
Exons: 2
Coding region: 1-1803 (600 amino acids)
Biological process (GO): nucleoside transmembrane transport
Cellular component (GO): membrane
Molecular function (GO): nucleoside transmembrane transporter activity; symporter activity
Source: RefSeq, a predicted model, not a curated record
AUGAGCGCACCCCAGUCGCAGCCCGUCAACAACGAGGCACUCGUGCCGUCGCAGGCCUACCAGCCGCCCACCACGGCGCCGCCGCCUGCCGACCACGACACCGUCGCCGACGACAAGCACGCCUACACCUCGUCCGAGCGCGACCUCGAGAGCAGCAGCGGCAAGCCCGCCAUCGAGAACAUCGAGUCGCACCCCGAUGGCGAGCCCAGCCGCUUCACCCGCGCCUUCAAGGCUGUCCGUCACCACAAGGCCACCAGGAUCGCCUUUGACUUUGCCCUCAUCGGACUCAUCCUCGGCUGGUGGCUGCCCGGUAUCAUCCGCGAGGAGACUCGGCACAAGUGGGUGAUCACCACCAUCUGGUCGUGGUUCUUCAUCCUCCUCAUCCUCUUCCACAACGACCGCUACCUGCCCAAGAAGCCCUUUGCCAACGGCAUCGAGUUUGUCUGGACCCGCAUCGCCGCCAACCCCUGGAGCCGCAUCCCAUACUACGGCAAGCUCGCGGUUGGCUGGAUUGCCAUCCUCGCCCUUUUCCUCGGCUCGGCCUUUGGCAUCAAGGAGGUUCCCGAGUCGAGGUACGCCGACCGCGCUCGCUCGCUGUUCGGCGUCUUCCUCAUCAACUGCGCCUUCUACGCCAUCUCGACCAAGCGCCGCCACAUCAAGCUGCAGCCCGUCCUCACCGGCAUCGGCCUCCAGAUGAUCAUCGGCCUGCUCGUCUUCAAGACGGGUGCCUUCUACUCGGUCGCCCGCUGGCUCGGAUUCGCCGCCGCCGACCUGCUCCAGCAGGGCAUCAACGGCGGCGCCUCGUUCUUCUGGAACGACCUCGCCGGCAAGCACUACUUCUUCAUCGACACGCUCAGCUCCAUCAUCUUCUUUGUGGCGCUCGUCGUCCUGCUCUCGUACAUCGGCGUCAUGUCGUGGUGCGUCAAGAAGUUUGCCUGGUUCUUCUUCAAGCUGAUGGGCAUCUCGGGCGCCGAGGCCGUCGUUGCCGCCGCCUCGCCCUUCAUCGGCCAGGGCGAGAACGCGGUGCUGGUUCAGUCGUUCCUCGACCUCAUGACCAACGCCGAGCUCUUCCAGAUCCUCGUCUCGGGCUUCUCGACCAUUGCCGGCUCCGUCUUCCUGGCCUACGUCGGCAUGGGCGUCUCGCCCACCCACCUCAUCACCUCGGCCGUCAUGUCGAUCCCCGCCGCCAUUGCCGCGUCCAAGAUGGUGGUGCCCGAGACCGAGAACCCCGUGACCCAGGGCUCGAUCAACAUUGAGAUCAACGAAAAGGGCGACGCCGUCGACCCGCUCCACGCCUUUUCCAACGGCGCCUGGCUCGGCGUCAAGGUGGCCGCCCUCAUCUUCUGCAACGUGCUCUGCAUUGUCUCGCUGCUGAGCGCCGUCAACGGCCUCCUCACCUGGAUCGGCAACUUCUGGACCAUCAACGAGCUCACCUUGACGCUCAUCGUCGGCUACAUCCUCUACCCGCUCGUGUGGUGCAUGGGCGUGCCCAAGGGCGAGCUGCUGCGCGUCUCGCAGCUGCUCGCCACCAAGGUCAUCGCCAACGAGUUUGUCGCCUACGGCCAGCUGCAGAAGAUCCGCGAGAGCGCCUUCCCGCUCAGCGACCGCUCGGUCCUCAUCUCCAACUUUAUGCUGGCCGGCUUCGGCAACAUUGGCUCGCUCGGUAUCAACAUCGGCGUGCUCUCGGCCCUCGCGCCGAGCCGCGGCGCCGCCAUUGCCCGCCUGGCGCCCCUCUCGCUGCUGACGGGUAUCCUCGUCACCUGCUCGUCGGCGUGCAUCGCCGGCAUCCUCGGCACCGCAUGA